GGGUGUAACCCGGAAGACUUCUGUAAUUUCGUCAAGCGACAACAUGCUCCCCGGCUGUAAAAUGACACAUCCGUGGCUGUAGAUCUGUUUGUAUGAGGUCUGUUUGUAACAUCGCGGUUGAAUUAUUAAAAUCCAGAGGAGCUCACAGUUCGGCCGAAGCUCGUCGACUCGGAGGAGAAAUGUGUAAAGAGCUGAAGACCAAAGUGCUGCGUUUGUUGCCGCCGACCUCCAAUGGACCGUCGGAGGGCCAAACAGAUGGUGCUGAAAUCCUGAGUUGCACGGUGAAGGCUCUGAAGGAGGGUCAUGUGGUUGCUGUCCCCACAGACACCAUCUACGGCCUGGCCUGUCUGGCCCAGAACUCUGAAGCCGUCAGAAAAAUGUACAACAUCAAACGACGCAAUGGACAGAAACCACUGGCCAUCUGUGUAGGAGAAACUCAGGAUAUUUAUAAGUACUGUAAGGUGACGGUGACGAAAGCGCUGUUAGGUGACCUACUGCCUGGUCCCGUCACUCUGGUGUUUGAAAGAUCUGAAGUACUGAACACAGAUCUCAACCCCUUUACUUCGCUUGUAGGCGUUCGUAUCCCAGACCAUGCCUUUAUGAGACGCCUUUGCCAGAUGUGUGCGGAACCACUCGCACUCACCAGCGCCAACAUCAGCUCACACACCAGCACCGUGGCCGUACAUGAGUUUGAGGAGCUCUGGCCCAAGCUGGCAGUGGUGGUGGAUGGCGGACCAAUAGGAGACCAGAGCCGCCUCGGAUCAACCGUGGUUGACCUAUCAGUACUCGGCAAAUACCGGAUCAUCAGACCCGGCUGUGCCCUUUCCUCUACAGUUGAUGUGCUGGAGCACAAGUAUGGGCUGUCUGAGGAUUUGGGGGAAGCAUGACCUCUCCAAACACUACAACACAUGCUGAGACGCACAACCAGCAUUCACUUGGGACUUCCUCAGAAAAGAUGAAUCCUUUUGGAAGAAUCGGUCUUUCCCCCGGCAAGACUAGAACUCAGGAACAACUCAAGCGUUAGCUGAUAUUGUUCUGGUGGCGGCUUUAUGGACUUGAGUAACUCGACCAUGAUUUCUAUUUUUAAUAUUAAUUCAGACUUAAUAUUUUUAUAGUGGUUACUUUAAUGUUAGAGGUAUAGUAGGCACCUAUUAUAUGCCCUUAAUAAUUAUUUGUGAUAACAUAGGGGAUGGGAGGAGACUAUACAUCAAAUGUUGAGUUUUUUUAUUAAAUUAAGAAUCCCCUGUAUUUAUUUUAUCCCCAUGUAAGUUUAAGUGUAAGUAAGUAAGUUUAAGUGUGCUUGCACUACAAUUGUUCACCUGCUACAGUUAGUUACUCAUUACUACAUUACAUUUUGGUCGGGUUGGUUAGCACGUGGACCAUGUGGGCGUACGGUAUGAAAUUCAUCUACCCUGUUAAUAACUGCAGUAUUUUUCAAACUUUCAUUGCCUGAUGGAUGGUACAACGUUGGGCAUUGCCAAAAUAAAGUUUUUUCCAGUA
This is a messenger RNA of Micropterus salmoides (largemouth bass), 1500 nucleotides long. It is a transcript of the gene yrdc, whose product is annotated as yrdC N(6)-threonylcarbamoyltransferase domain containing. Gene Ontology annotation, molecular function: tRNA binding; double-stranded RNA binding; nucleotidyltransferase activity. The record is from RefSeq and is a predicted model, not a curated record. The coding region runs from base 93 to 887 and encodes 264 amino acids. NCBI's taxonomy places the organism in Eukaryota, Metazoa, Chordata, Actinopteri, Centrarchiformes, Centrarchidae. Gene Ontology annotation, biological process: regulation of translational fidelity. Gene Ontology annotation, cellular component: cytoplasm. The transcript has 6 exons.